Molecule: messenger RNA, 648 nt
Organism: Coprinopsis cinerea okayama7#130
Lineage: Eukaryota; Fungi; Basidiomycota; Agaricomycetes; Agaricales; Psathyrellaceae
Exons: 3
Coding region: 1-648 (215 amino acids)
Molecular function (GO): peptidyl-tRNA hydrolase activity
Source: RefSeq, a predicted model, not a curated record
AUGUCGUAUAGCACGGGAAUCGUUGACGGCGGAAAAUCUUUACACAUCUUCGUCGCAGGCCUCGGCAAUGCACCAAUGCCCAAUACACGACACAGCAUUGGUCAAUACAUAGUCAGCUCGUUAGGCACCCACUUUGGAAUCGCUCUCAGAUCGACGCGCGGUGGCCACAUAGGCUCUGGGGUCGUCGACCUCCCCUCCGCGUCUGGCCCCGUCAAAAUCACCCUCUUCAAGUCGAAGCAACUGAUGAAUGCCUCGGGUCCAAGUAUUGUGCAGGCAUACAGGGCCGUCCUAUCUCAAACAGGUGGUGCUCCGAAAGGCUCCAGUAACUUUGUUGUACUGGGAGAUUCCAUCUCACAUACUGCUCUGAAGCUGAGUGCGAGGCUGGGUGGGUCGGCUCAAGGCCACAACGGUCUCAAGAGCAUCUCGAAUGCUCUUGGGAGAGCAAAAGACUUUUGGCAAUUCAGAGUCGGUGUCGGAAGAGGGGUGGACGAAGAUGGAGCGAGCAUUAUUGACAAAAACAUCGACGCCGCGGAAUGGGUAAUGGGACGACUGAGUGAAGCAGAGAAAGAGUAUUGGGGCGUUGGAGGAAAGGGACUGGACAGCGUGAUGGCAGAGCUGGGAAGAGUGGCACGUCAAUUGGAAAGCUAG